Messenger RNA from Penicillium paradoxum, 1074 nucleotides. Its product is annotated as Sec62 family protein translocation protein. The record is from RefSeq and is a predicted model, not a curated record. The coding region runs from base 1 to 1074 and encodes 357 amino acids. Gene Ontology annotation, cellular component: endoplasmic reticulum; endoplasmic reticulum membrane. The transcript has 4 exons. Gene Ontology annotation, biological process: post-translational protein targeting to membrane, translocation. NCBI's taxonomy places the organism in Eukaryota, Fungi, Ascomycota, Eurotiomycetes, Eurotiales, Aspergillaceae.
AUGGCCGCGCCCGGCCAGCCCAGCCCUCAGCAGAUGGCGGCCAUGCAACAGCAGUUCGUCGCCGAAGCCGCCAAACGAGGGUUGACCCCCCAACAGUUCGCCGCACAGCAGCGUGAACAACUCACCGCUGAUGCUGCCAAACUUGGCCUGACUACUGAGCAAUAUGUCGCGCAGUUGCGGAUGCGAGCAAUGCAAGCCCACCAGCAACAACAGCAACAGCAGCAGCAGCAACAACAGCAGCAGCCCCAGGCUGAACAACAGGGUCAAGCUACGCCAGAGGGACAACAACAGGCUCCGUCACCCGCACCCCAUCAGCACCAACACCAACACCAAACCACACAACAGAACCUUAAACCACGCACAUGUAUCAUGGACGGACAGCGCAAGGACAUGUUCAAGGUGACCGACCGCGCCUCCGCCGAGAAUGUGUUCAAGCUUCUUCCCCUUUCUCUUUUGGCUCUCCGAGUGAGCAAGGUCGACCCUCACGAAGGCCACAACCAUGCCAAACCUAAGAACCGCACCAAGGGUCUGUGGACCGUGAAGAUCGAGCAGCACCAGGAGACCGAUCCCAUGAUGCAUUAUGUGUGGCUGUACGACGGCCCUCAGUGGAAGCAAAAGGCCAUGGCCGCUGCUGUGGUUGCGGGUAUUUUUGCGGUCGUUCUGUUCCCGUUGUGGCCUAUGUUUAUGCGCCAGGGAGUGUGGUACCUGAGUGUUGGCAUGAUGGGACUGCUCGGUCUCUUCUUCGCCAUGGCUAUCUUCCGUUUGAUUCUGUUCUGCGUUACUGUCUUCACUGUUGCCCCGGGUCUUUGGUUAUUCCCCAAUCUUUUCGAGGAUGUUGGAUUCUUUGACAGCUUCAAGCCUCUGUGGGGCUGGCAAGAGACCAAGAAGAGCAAAAAGUCCCGCAAAUCCAAGGCCACGGCCUCUGCUCCCGCUCCAGUGACCCCAGCCCGCCCCUCCGCCGCUUCAGCAGAAGCUCCCUCGGCAACCACCUCCUCUGCCGAGCCUACCUCAACCCCAUCCGCCGUCGCAGUGCGAAGAGAUCUGAGCGCACGCGUGGAAGAGGAGGCCGAGUAG